Molecule: messenger RNA, 1371 nt
Organism: Trifolium pratense (red clover)
Lineage: Eukaryota; Viridiplantae; Streptophyta; Magnoliopsida; Fabales; Fabaceae
Product: uridine kinase-like protein 5
Exons: 14
Coding region: 1-1371 (456 amino acids)
Cellular component (GO): cytoplasm
Molecular function (GO): ATP binding; kinase activity
Source: RefSeq, a predicted model, not a curated record
AUGAAGAAUUCUGGAAAAGAGAUUGGAUUACCAUUGAAUCUUGACAUUAAGAAGAAACUUUCUCUUCAAUCUAAUGCCUCCAAAGGUCCACCAUCCCCCAAGCUACCUUUUUUCAUUGGUGUUGCUGGUGGAACUGCAUCUGGAAAAACAACUGUGUGCAACCUAAUAAAUACUCAGCUUCAUGAUCAACGUAUUGUCCUCAUUAAUCAAGACUCAUUUUACCACUCAUUGAGUGACAAGAUCUUACAAAAAGUUAAUGACUACAAUUUUGAUCAUCCUGAGGCAUUUGAUACGGAGCUUAUGCUUUCUACUAUGGAGAAAUUAAAACAUGGACAAGUUGUUAACAUACCAAAUUAUGAUAUCAAUAGUCGUAAGAGAGUUGAACCACCACGUCAGGUUCACCCUGCAGAUAUCAUAGUUUUAGAAGGGAUACUUGUUCUUCAUGAUUCUCGUGUUCGUGAUCUUUUGAACAUGAAGAUCUUUGUUGACGAAGAUUCUGAUAUACGCCUUGCACGAAGGAUUCAACGUCACACUAUUGAACGUGGAAGGAACAUUCAAAAUGUUCUAGACCAAUAUUGCAGAUUUGUGAAACCUAGUUUUGAAGAUUUUGUACUUCCAACAAAAAAAUAUGCUGAUAUUAUCAUCCCUGGUGGAGGAGAUAAUGAUGUUGCCAUUGACUUGAUCAUGCAAAAUAUUCGUACAAAGCUUGGUCAACAUGAUUUGUGUAAAAUAUAUCCAAAUAUUUUUAUCAUUUUUUCUACAUUUCAGAUAAAGGGAAUGCAUACUCUCAUACGUGAUGUUGGAACUACAAAGCAUGAUUUUGUUUUUUAUUCAGAUCGUCUUAUUAGACUGGUUGUUGAACAUGGACUUGGUCAUCUUCCUUUUACAGAAAAGCAAGUCACAACACCAACAGGAUCUGUAUACUCUGGUGUGGUUUUCUGUAGCAGGCUAUGUGGAGUGUCAAUUAUUAGAAGUGGAGAAAGCAUGGAGAAUGCAUUAAGAGCAUGUUGUAAAGGAAUCAAAAUUGGUAAAAUUCUUAUUCAUGGACAUGGCACAAAUGGUAGACAGUUAAUAUAUGAGAAACUACCAUCAGAUAUUGCAAGUCGUCAUGUGUUGCUACUUGAUCCUGUUCUGGCUACAGGAAAUUCUGCUAUAAAAGCUAUCUCACUGCUUUUGAAUAAGGGCGUGCCAGAAUCCAACAUAAUCUUUCUAAAUUUAAUAGCAUCACCACAAGGAAUAAAUGCAGUUUUUGAGAGAUUUCCAGCGAUAAAACUUGUGACAUCGGAGAUUGAUGCAACACUGAAUGAGAAUUCUCGUGUGAUCCCUGGCUUAGGGGAGUUUGGUGAUCGUUAUUUUGCCACAGAUGAUUAG